CUUGACAUGUGCAUCGCGUUGCUCCUCUUCUGAACGCCUGUUUGCUUCAGACAGACCUCAUUGUACCUGCGGCGCCCGUCGUCCUUCGUUCCUACCCCGCCAUCUUACCCCUCCUGCUAUCGCAACUCUUAUCGCAACUUGCAUUGCCACUCACCACCAUGGCCAUCUUGACCACCGAACCGGCUCUUGAGCCUCAGCCCAUCGACAUCCAGGCUUGGACUGUGGAGACGGCGACCGCAGCCAUCAGCCAGGUCACUAUCGCCACCCCCGGGGACAUCCUAGGCGCGACCGUCAAUCUCCAGAUCCCGCUCGAUGACGCCUCGACUUCAGCUGCCCCCGGGGAGCGCCCGACCUCUACCGCGGCAGCGAAGGAGGGCGGCUACUACAAGCGCAAGGAGCCGAUCCGCCGCGAUAGCUUGAAGCGCCGCGAGUCCUUGCUCAAGGGGAAGGAGGGCACCCGGCGCAGGCUGCGGUGGGAGAACGACCGCCUCCUGAACAACCCCUACGUCGAGCCCCCGCAGCCCAAAGACUGGGAAGUUCACCCCACCCACCCGGUCCAUAACGUCCCGUACUAUCUCGCGCCCCUUUGGGACGCCGGCCUCGCCCGCCAGCACGCCGAGCGCAAGACCUCCGCCGCCAAAGCAAAAGCCUCGUCCCGCACCGUCGCGAAGAAGCCCACCGCGCCCGGCGUAGUCCCCAAGGAGCUGCGCGAGAAGCUUAAGCGCUCGCGCGGCGCAAAGGGCCUGCUCAUGGAUCUGGAAUCAGAGGUCCGCGCCUUCGUGACCGAGUGGGAGGACAGCGUGCGCAGAGCCGCGGACGACGGACUGCCUGCUGAUCCGGACAGCUCGGACGAUGAGAUCGUGUUUGUGGGGAGGAACGGGAAGAUGAGCGAUUUGAGGAGUCCCACCGAGGCACCGUGCAAGCGGGAGAUCAUGCUGUUUGAGACGGCUGAGGAGGACCAGGGUGGGAGCUUCGGGAGGUGGCUGGUGCAUCAUAUCGGGGUGUACUAUGGGCUGAAGACGUGGUCGGUCACGGUGGGAGAUCCGGCGAGAAGGGAGGCAUAUGUUGGGUUGAAGGAUGCGAAGAUGAGGACGGGAAGGAACGGUGCGUGUGGACCGCUGCCACGUCCGCUGUGGGGACUGGUCUAGGACAGGCUAGACCCUGCUGAUUGUGCUGCUGAGUACGUUCCAAGGCUUCUUCACGCUCGUUGUGGAUUUUGUUUGGAUUUGCAUAUGGCGGGGUGUAGACGGGGCACAUUUACACGAGUUUGUCUGACUAGACUACUCGGGUGGCGUCUUGCGCGUUUGCUUAUAUCAUAUAUAGUCUACACUUCUGUCCGCCUCGUAGAAGCAAGCAUACAAGAGCAUAGAUGCGAAGCACUCGCU
Molecule: messenger RNA, 1385 nt
Organism: Paraphaeosphaeria sporulosa
Lineage: Eukaryota; Fungi; Ascomycota; Dothideomycetes; Pleosporales; Didymosphaeriaceae
Exons: 2
Coding region: 159-1148 (329 amino acids)
Molecular function (GO): nucleic acid binding
Source: RefSeq, a predicted model, not a curated record